CCGGCAUCUCCCCUCCGAGGUCGUCGUCCAUUGUGUCCGUCCGCCCGUCCCCCCCUGCGCGUGUCAACCGUGCAGUUCAUGGAGCUGUAGAUCAGACGUCGCGCAGGUAGCAGAUAAUCGGCGGGAGAACAGAGCCAGCUCGCUUCCGGAGCCAUCAGCCUUCUGACUGACACAAACAAAAUCACCCAGAUACCCAACAGCAGCACGCAUGCUGCGCUCUGCAGAUCUCCGAGGGAGCGCGCCACCAAAAUAACCAGUCUUAAUCGGGAGGAUGUGCGCGAAAACGAAACAAGCGACCGCCGGAGACCCGAUCCAUACCUGACAUGGACGCUGAUGACGAUUUCUGGCCUCACACCUGAUCGCGGGCGGCCGCAAUGAUCUGUAGUCCGAACAAGCUGAAUUGAAGAUUGCAGAGAAGUGAAGUUUGCCUUCUCAUGAACUUGAUACUGUGGCUUUACUGUAAAAGCGAGAACACACGCCUUGCUCUGUCUCUCUACUUCCCCACACUCCUCCUCCCUGUGAUGUCGAUCCCAAUAGCGGGAAUUUUUGCUGUCCGAUACGUCUCUGCGAUAUGUACGGCAGCGGUUUUCUACGACCACCUCCUCACGGCAGACGACGAGAUAGAGUUCAUCUGGCUCAACAAGGCAGUUCCGCUCCUCGACCGGUUUGGAUUCUUUGUGAAUCGGUACUUGACGGAGGCGAUUGGGAUUUACGUCGCGUCGUGUGCGUGGCCUUCUCCUAUUGCUCUGCCUGGCCCAAAUUGACAGGUUCCGACCAUGGCGUAGUGUACAGCGGGGCCGGGUUUGGAAAUACAGACGAGAAGUGAUCCAACUCAGUAUCGUGCGCGAUCCCGGUGCUGACGACGGACGUGGACGCUCUUGAUAAGAUGCUUCGCCUCGAUUUGGAUCUUCGGCAUGGCCUCGACCGUCUUCAACAGCUUCGCACAUUUCGUGAUCGUGAUGCGGGUGUACCGCCUUUGGGAUCGCCGCAAGGAGAUCAAAUGGAUUCUCAUCGUCGCAUUCACGACUGCGAUGUCCGUCGCCGCGGCCUUCGCUGUGCUAUCCCUCCGGCAGCUUGACCGCACUAUGACGUUCACCCCGGCGCUGGAUAUGUGCACGAUCUCCACAAAGCCGGAGUCCCUCAAGUUCUGUCUUGCUGCCUUGACCGCUUUUGACUUGUUUAUCAUCGUGAUGACGAUCUUUAACGCCUUGGACCGUCCGCAUAGACACCAGGCGGAUGUAAUGACGGCACUGCAAAAUGACGGGGCGCGUAUGUUCGUGGUGAUGUCUAUUCCGUGCGCCAAACGUACUGAAGAUUGCAACCGUUUUGUUGACCUACCCAUCCAUCUAGUGCUACGUCUGACCAGUUUGAUAAUAUCUAUCGUUGGCGACAACACUUCAUUCUUCCCUGCGCUCCUGUACGUCCUGCCAGGCAUGAGGAUGUACAAUGUGCUUUACCUCAGAUAGUGUGUCCUGGUUCAUGUGUUCCAUCGUCAAUUCGCGGAUCCAGCUACGCGUGGAAGGCCUUCGCUUCGUGCAAUUCACAAGGGCGUUCGAUACUAGUUUCCUGGAGCUGCAUGACUUUUAGACAACAGAAGUGGAUUACUUGGCAGCGAUAAGUCAGAAAUCUGUCUAUUAGGUUUAUCUGCUGUUGUAUCAUAUAACACACUUACCA
Molecule: messenger RNA, 1674 nt
Organism: Mycena citricolor
Lineage: Eukaryota; Fungi; Basidiomycota; Agaricomycetes; Agaricales; Mycenaceae
Source: the annotation of a GenBank genome assembly